Erythranthe guttata (spotted monkey flower) is the source of this 831-nucleotide messenger RNA. Lineage: Eukaryota; Viridiplantae; Streptophyta; Magnoliopsida; Lamiales; Phrymaceae. The record is from RefSeq and is a predicted model, not a curated record.
AUGGAGUCAAUACUACAAGUUGACAAACCCUAUGGUGGUAAGGUGGUUGUUCUUGGAGGAGAUUUUAGGCAGAUUUUACCAGUUGUGCUCAAAGCAUCAAGGCAGAACAUAGUACAUGCUACGAUAAACUCCUCGCCGCUGUGGAAUUUCUGUCGUGUCAUGAAGUUGAGUAAGAACAUGAGAUUGCAGUCAUGCUCUUCUCCAUCUAACGUGAAUGAUAUAAAAGAAUUUGGCGACUGGAUACAGAAUGUUGGUAAUGGGGAUGUUGGGGAAGACAAUGAUGGUCAAGCUUCGAUAGAGAUUCCAGAUGACAUGUUGAUCGGUGAUACAAAAGAUCCAUUCAGAAACCUACUCGAAUUUGUUUACCCGGAUUUGUUGAGUAACAUGUACGAUCUAGACUAUUUUCAAGGGAGGGCAAUUCUUGCACCAACUAAUGAAUGCGUCGAGUAUGUGAACGAUCACUUAAUGUCUCUCCUUCCAGGAGAGGAGAAGGUGUACCUGAGCUCAGAUAGUAUGUGUAGGGACGAGCAAACAACGGAGGAUAAUGUAGAAAUUUAUUCGACUGAAUUCCUCAACACAAUAAGAUGCUCCGGAGUUCCUUCUCAUGCGUUGAAGUUCAAGGUUGGUGCACCAGUUAUGCUAAUAAGAAACAUCGAUCAAGCUAGAGGAUUGUGCAACGGCCUGUCUGUCUUCAGCCAUGGUCAACUAUAUGUUGCACUGUCAAGAGUUAAGAGCAGAGCUGGCAUUAAGAUAUUCAUCAAGUCCGAUUCGGGUGAACUCACCAAUAUUACUAGAAAUGUCGUGUACAAGGAAGUAUUUCAUCGAAUUUGA